Molecule: messenger RNA, 7202 nt
Organism: Gadus macrocephalus (Pacific cod)
Lineage: Eukaryota; Metazoa; Chordata; Actinopteri; Gadiformes; Gadidae
Gene: zhx3b
Product: zinc fingers and homeoboxes 3b
Exons: 7
Coding region: 416-4045 (1209 amino acids)
Biological process (GO): regulation of transcription by RNA polymerase II
Cellular component (GO): nucleus
Molecular function (GO): DNA binding; DNA-binding transcription factor activity, RNA polymerase II-specific
Source: RefSeq, a predicted model, not a curated record
ACGUCGUAUUUUCUUCCACUCUGCCUGCCUGAUACCGAGAGCCAUUCGAAAUAAACAAGAGAAAGGGGCCAUUGUGCGACCCUGCUCCAGUGUCACGCUCAUCAUCCAUCGAUUAAGAAGGGGGAUAUACACCUUAGUAUAAUACAUAAACAAAUACCAAGUAAUGUAUCUGUCUUGCUGAAACCGUAUCAUUUUUUUGUACUUUUCUACCGCUACCAUAACAGUUUGGCUUGGACAAAGAGUUCUCCUUUGAAGUUGUACUGAGGACCACGAAGGGGGCCGGCCUCCGAGAGCUAUGGACAUUGUCCAGAGUCCCCCCCCCCCCAUGGCUGGCCCAUAGGCAACCGGGAAGCAACCAGCUAGCGCGUCACCCUCCGCUCACAGCGACCAAACCAGCCCCCGACCCGCCGUCGCCAUGGCGAGCAAGAGGAAGUCCACCGUCCCGUGCAUGAUCCCCACCAAGCGCGUGCACCUCCGGGAGGAGCUGGAGCAAGAGCCCCCCGUCCUGGUCCGUCAGGCCUGGGGCUCCGCGGGGGGGCGGCACAGCCCCCUAGACCACGGGGGGGAGGGCGGCAAGCAGGAGGUGGGGGAAGGGGCCGGCACCUACACCUGCAGGCCCUGUAACUUUGAGACCCACGACCUGAACCUCUUCCUGGACCACGUCUACAGCGGGCACCCGGACUUCCGCGCCGACCCCAGCUUCCUGUGCGUGGACUGCGGCGCGUCGGCGCCAAAGUUCGAGGGGCUGGCGCUCCACAACGCCCGCGUCCACCCCAGCACGAUGAACACCACCCUGCAGCUGCGGAGGAGGGAGCGCCGGGUGGUGGUGGAGCAGAACCUGGUGGUCGAGCCGGACGCGGCGAGGGACUCUGAGAUCUCCAUCACCAAGACCCCUAUCAUGAGGAGGCUGAAGGGGAGGUCCGAGGCCAAGCGGAUCGUGGUGUCCCACGCGGGCUCGGACGACUCCUCCUCCUCGGACACCGUCACCGUCUCGUCCUCGAGGCUGGUGGAGAGGAAAGACACUCCGACCGUGACGGUCACCCACGUCCCCACCAUCGUUCACAACGGCGUCACCAAGGUGUCCCUGCCCUCGGCCAUCCAGAUAGUCAACGGCUCGGGGUCGCUGCCCAUGCUGAAGACGGCCAUCACGCAGGUGGUGUCAGUGGUGCAGAACAGAACCUUUCACCAGUCUUCCCCCAUCACGGUGUCUUCGGGCUCGUCCAACUCUUCCUCGGCUUCUUCUAAAAACCUACCCAAGGUCAUGAUUCCUCUGAGCAGCAUCCCCACCUACAGCGCCUCCAUGGACUCCUCGCCCUACCUCAAGACCUCUUUCAGCAAGUUCUCGUACCCCACCAAGGCGGAGCUCUGCUACCUGACCGUGGUCACCAAGUUCCCGGAGGAGCAGAUCAAGAUCUGGUUCACCGCCCAGCGGCUGAAGCAAGGCAUCAGCUGGUCCCCCGAGGAGAUCGAGGACGCCAGGAGGAAGAUGUUCAACACCAUCAUACAGACGGCGCCCUCCGGCUCCAACCACCAGCGGCAGACCUCCAACCAGCACACCAUCACCGUCCUGCCCGCCACGGGGAUCCCCCACAUCCUGCAGGGCUCCCUGGUCAGCCAGGGCGGCGUGAUCGUCACCCAGCCCAUCAUGGCAAACGGUUUCCAAGUCAGCGGCCCGCCCAUAUCCCUGGCGGUGACGCCCAAGCCCCAGGCGACGGCCCGGCCCAUGAUGCAGGCCCGGCCCGCGGCCGCCCUAGUGGCGGACAAGGGGAUCAGCAUGGUGGUGGGGAGCAGCAGUAACGGGAGCAACGUGAUCAUCAACAGCAGUAGGAGCCUCGUAGGGGGCGCCACCAGUAUUAUCAGCCGUUUCAGCGGGAGCAACGGGAUCCGUAGCAGCACCGCCGCGAGCGGUCAGGCGAGCGUCAUCAACCUGAGCCUCGGCAACAGCAACCACGGCAACACCAACGGCAAGAUCAACAUCGUCAACGGCAAAGUGAGCCGUGCCGUUGUCGACGCGAUCAACGGCAAGAGCGACGGUGCCGUCGACUCGGCCAAAAGCAGCAGCAGCAGCAGCGGGGGCGGCGACAUUAAGAAGGUUCAGGUUAUCCAAGCCAGUGCUGUCAAGAGCGCCGCUGCAAAUAGGCCGAGCACUGAUGUCAAAAACCCCACGGACAGCAAGGGCGCCGACGGCGGCAACAGCGGCGCAAACAAAGGCAUCGCCAGCGAGAUCGUCGCCCCGACGAGCGUCUCCAUGCAGGCGGUCUCCACGGCGACCGGCUCCCCCUCGGCCCUAAAAGCGGAGGCCGCCUCCUCCUCCUCCCCGGCCUCCAAGUCCGCCUCCCCCUCCCCCGCCUUCCACCCGAGCGGCGCGCCGGGCUCCCGCACACCCAACGCCCUGCUGGACGCCAGCUGCAGCAAGGCCAAGAAGUCCCAGGAGCAGCUGAACGCGCUGAAGGACAGCUUCGUGGUCAACCAGUUCCCCGACAACGACGAGGUGGACCGGCUCAUCUCGCUGACCGGCCUCACGGUUCGAGAGGUGCGAAAGUGGUUCAGCGACCGCCGCUACCACUUCCGCAACCUCAAGGGGUCCCGCACCAGCGCGGGGGCAGGAGGAGGAGGAGACGGCGGCGGUAAGAAGGGGGGUACACCCGGAGCUGGGGGCGCGGCGGGCGCGGCGGGCGGGGGCGGCGGCGGCGGCGGCGGUGACUUGGACGUUCCCGAUGGCAACGCCGGCGCCAGAACCCCCCAGCAGGCCUCGGCACCGCUGAGCCCCAGUCCCUCGCAGACCCCCACGUCCCCCACCACGCCGUCCCGCCGGACCCCCAGACCGCCCUCUCCAGACUUCACCGCCAUUCGCUACAAAGAGCGAGAGCCUCACCAGCUCAAGGCUCUGGAGGCCAGCUUCGCCCAGGAGGCGGAGCCCUCCGGGGAGGAGGUGGACCGGCUGCGGGCCGAGACCAAGAUGACCCGGCGCGAGAUCCACGGCUGGUUCGCCGAGAAGAGGAAGAAGGUGGCCGCCGAGCGCAAGCGGGAGGAGGCGGAGCGGGCGGCGAGGGACGCCGCCGACGACACGGAGCCCAAGGAGGGCGCCGACGGGACGACCGCCGCCGACGGCGUGCGGCGAGAGGAGGCCGAGGACAAACAGAAGGAGGACGGCCCGGGGGAACCCAAGGUCAACCCCAUCAAGAUCAACCUGAAGAUGCUCAAGGUGACCGAGGCCAACGGCAAGCCCGAGGGCGAGGGCUCGGAGGCGGCCGGCGUUCCUCCUCUCCCCGCCGGAGCCUCGCCCUCGCCCUCCCCGGCCCUUCCCUCAUCCGCCACCACUAAACAGCCUCAAUCCCAGUCCCCGAGACCCUUGGCCUCGGCCGGCACCACCACCACCACCACCACCACCGCGGCGGCGGCGGGCGCCAUCAUGCCUAAACCCUCCCCUCUCCGGGGCAAAAAGACAGCGGAGCAGCUACACCUCCUGAAGCAGGUGUACGCCCGCACCCAGUGGCCCAGCGCCCCCCAGUACGACGAGCUGAUCAAGGGCACGGCGCUGCUGCGGCCCGAGGUGGUGCGCUGGUUCGGGGACUGCCGCUACGUGCAGAAGAACGGGCAGCUCAAGUGGCUGGAGGCCUACCAGAGCAUGGUGCUGGAGGAGGACCUCCAGAAGGACAGCGCGCAGACCCUGCAGACCCACCUGGACGCCCACGGAGGCCUGGAGGACCCACAGGUGAAGGAGCUCUCCCAGGCCAGCGGCCUCACAGAGGACCUGGUGCGCUACUGGUUCUCCACCAAGACCACCCCUCUCCCGCCUCCCCCACAAGCCCAGGCAGAGGCCGCGGCUCCGGACAGGACGGGGCACGUUUCACCAGGGACGGCCGCAGCAACGGAAACGCACGAGAAACCAGAGAGAACCGGAGCCUCCGAGUCCCCGCCGCUGAAAGCCCCGGGGGAGAGUGAGGAGCCGAAGGCUGACGGAGGAACAAAGGAGGUGGAGGAGGAGGAGGAGGAGAAGGAGGAGAAGAGCAGUGAGCCGACGCCUUCUAAAGGAACAGAUUGAAGCUGGGUUGGGGGGCGUCUACGAUGCAGGUGGUCUGUUCAUAGUAGGGGCAGAAGACAGCAGAUGUGAUUGUAACAAGAUCACUGGGUACGCACCCCGGAGCCCCGCCCAGAAACCCCUUCUCCCCACCAUGUGGAACGGACACUCUAGUGACUAUAGCCCCCCUCCUGUACAGCUGACCCCCACCGACCAUCCACCACCACCACCCCUGGUCGCCUGUACGUUCACACCUUGCACGUUUUCUACUGUCCUCCGAGCCGCCAUUUUCCCUUUUUCCAAGGAGGAUCCUGUGAGGGACCAGUGAAGGGAGGGAGGGGGUGGGGGGAGGGGGGGAGGGAGGGGAUUGGCUGAGGGGGUGGGGGGUACUGGCUGUGUUUGUUCCGCCUGCCUGCAGCCAUGGCUGAACUAGGGGCGGGGGGGGGGGUAGGGGUAGGGGCGGGUGCAGUCGGGACUGACUUGCCGGGCCGGGGGUGUUACAAAGCCUAUACAGUCGGCGGACAUCAGCCAAGUCUACCCCGAGCCGUAGAGCUGUUGGCGUACUUAGAGAGAGACCUUUUUGUUGAGGGGUUUGAAACUCAAAACUGCACAGCUCUUUCAAAGGAAGGUGCUUGCCCAGGCCUUAACAUGUAAAAUUACCCCUAUUUUUUUUCUUUCAUCCGUGUCUUAACCACACAAUUUCCGUUCUGCGACAAUGCACACAUCCACUUUGGUUGAUUUUGCUUACAGCUUACCUUGAUUGUGUUGGGGAAGCUGUUUGCACUGCAUCAUGGGAUAUCAAUACACUGCUGAUGUUUAUUAGACUGUUCGGUUUAUAAAUUUAGCAUAAAUCUGUUCACUUGCUUUUCGGUACUUUGUUGUCCAGGCCCAUCUGCUUAAAAUGGACAUGUAACGGUUAGAUAAAGUAGGGGGAAAAAGGCUGGAGUUGUGUCAGUAAGCACCCUAGUCUGUUAACAGAAUGCAACACAAGGAGUUGGGACUGAAACGUUUGUUUAUUAGCAUCAAGUGCUUCUUUGCGUCACGGACGUGUACCUAUGUAUGUUUUUAUGGAACUUUCCUAUGUAAUAAAUCCAACUGUAAAAGAACUUUGAAUCUUUACGGGAGUUCCUAGGCCUGAUGUACUUUUUACAGAUAUUUGCAGAAUAAAAUAAAUGGAACAUAAUGCUUUGUUUGAAUUGUAGGUGUACAGCCACCAUUAGAGGGAGCAAGACCAAUAUCAAUAUCAUAAUUACCAGCCAAUUGAGCUAGGCAUACCUGUAUCCUACCAUUUCAAUUUGCCUUUUGAUCCAGACGUUAGUUAUCAAACUAUGAUCAGGACACAUGUUUUUCUGUUCCCGUUAUAAUCCAACUUAAACUGGUGGCUAAACUGCAGAUCCCAAUGUGUGUGCAGGUGUGUCACACCAAAAAAAAUAAAAUUAACCUUAGUUGAAUAAGUACUUUAUUUAAUGUUCAGGCUUGAAUACGUUUCAUAUGAAAAAGGCAAAUUUAAAAUGAAUACUUUUCUUCUCCAUAGCUUAGGCACGUUAAAACCAAAAAGGCGUUUGCAAAUGAGACAAGUCGGUUACAAAAAAUUCUGACCAACAAAACAUGUCACUGGGUUCCACUACGUGAUUAAUGUGGCAAAACAGGUGAGCAUGGACACACGCAGACAGGCACAUUGACAUCAGCCGGCCGCUCGGCCGCAGGAGCGUUGCAGCAUUGGAGGGAAACAUCGCAGCAACACACAUCAGUCACCAGAUCAAGGGGGCAGGGGGAUUGUAUCAGGGUGCGAAUGCUUUGUGUUCAAACUAAUUCUUGAAACCUCGGGCAUUAGUAGGCAAUUAUGCCCCUUAACUAGUUCUUACCAUUAUGGCUUUGGAGUUCUGAAUAUAAAUACUGAGUUAGCAUAUUAUCAAUUAACAAUUUGAUGCACAUAUACAGCCAAGGAGGGAGAUCGGGGAUGAAGAGAUGACAAAAGCUGUUAAUUCACACAAGCGUUUCUCAAAGUUUACUUAAAGGUGACAAGACUAUGCAACAAGUAUAGUCUUGCCCCAGCAUAGUCUUGUUUCUCAAGACUUGGUACAACACUGCUGCAAGUUAUAAAGCUUCUUCCUCCAAACUCGCAUUUUAAAAUAUGGAUGCAAUGAUCUAAAAAAGGUUAAGUUCAGAAGGAUCAACGCUAGACUGAUUGUUAGCCUCGAGUGUCUGGAAGCAAAACACUCGACUUCAACGGAAACAUUUCAUAAAAAUCAUAAAACUUUUUUUUUUAACAGUGUUUGGGGAAUGCAUUUUUACUGUCACAUUAACACAUUUUAAAACCAACUCUGAAAUUAAAUAUCCUACAAAUGCAGUGCAGUAAAUACAUAAAACUAUACAGGACGACAUGAGGCUUUCUGCUUUGUACUGGCAAAACCUAUUAAGCCAUUUAUCAAUUAGCAUUCUGUUCGAGAUUAAAACAUGACCAAACAUGAACACCAAUGUGACGAGAAGCUCCAACUGUACACAACAGACCACAGAAUCACUUUGGAGACGAUCUUUAAAAAACAAAAUCCAAAACAUUUCCAUCGGCAACUAAAUCUAAAUCCAAUGAGAAGUUGUGUUUUGCAUCAUCGGUUCUAUGGCUUUAACUGUUAUAGGGAAUGUUUAGUACAAUGAGGGGGAAAAAAAGGGUGAAUAUACCAAUUCAUAAUACUUCACAAUUAAGUCAGACAUUCCCGAAAAAAUAAAAUAAAACUAAACAAUGGGAAUGCAAGGCUGCCAAAGAAACAGAACAUUUGUAAGAUGCGAUUUUAGCUUUAAUAGUCAACAUCGAACAUAAAAAAAAUAUCCAAUGUUUUGGGAUGUUUACCUUUAGAUAUUGAACGGUUGAUAUGAAUAAAAAAAUAAUGGUUUAAAAGUGCUGCAAAACGACUCUGGUCAAAGGACAUUGGUACGGUUAGUAAAAGAAUCAGGAUGAUGCAGCCGCGACGCAACACAACCAGGCAACCUCCCGGUGAUUCCACAAGGACAGGAUGCAGGAUGUCUGUGUGUGUGUUUGUGUGCGAGUGAGAAAGUGUGUGUGUACACGUGUGAAAUUGGCAACAUAGGUGCUUCCAUAAUAUGUUGGAAUAACACUAUUAAAAAUAGCCAUAGAGAGCCCUCGUGUUUAGCGCAUAUACAGCAAAAAAAAAAGAGAGAAAAA